GAGCGCGCUCCCGCCAGCUCGGCCGGCCUCUCCAGCAGCUUCCUAACCAAAGGCCGGGCGGCUUUGGUGCGCCUGCUCUGGCGGCAGCGCGCGCAGGAACGAGGACGGCGGGCUCUGGUUUUCCCCGUGCGCGGCAGGGAGGGAAAGCUGGGAGAGCGCUCCGUGCGCGCCGCUCCUCCGAGCCCGGCAGAAGGCGGAUGGCGCUGAGUCCCAUUGAGAAGAAAGAGGCGUGAGUGGGAAGCCGGGCCAGCCAGCCAGCCAACGCUUGCCGCAGCGAUGCAGCAGGUCUUGGAUAACCUUACGGAUUUGUCCCCAUCAUCAGGAGCUGAAGAAAUAGAUCUUAUUUUCUUGAAAGGAAUUAUGGAGAAUCCUAUUGUAAGAUCACUUGCUAAGGCUCAUGAACGACUGGAAGACUCUAAACUUGAGGCUGUGAGUGACAACAAUAUAGAAUUAGUCAAUGAGAUUCUUGAAGACAUCAGUCCAUUAGUGAACAAAGAUGAAAACAUUGCUGAGUUGGUUGGUAUACUGAAGGAGCCACACUUUCUGUCCCUUUUGGAAGCCCAUGACAUUGUGGCAUCAAAGUGCUUCGAAUCUCCUCCCUCUAGCCCAGAAAUGAAUAAUUCUUCGGUGAACAAUCAGAUAGUACCCGUAGAUGCUAUUCGCAUACUUGGCAUUCACAAAAGAGCAGGAGAACCACUGGGUGUUACAUUUAAGGUUGAGAAUAAUGAUCUGGUAAUUGCACGAAUCCUUCAUGGAGGAAUGAUAGAUCGACAAGGUCUUCUCCAUGUGGGCGAUAUCAUUAAAGAGGUUAAUGGUCAUGAAGUUGGAAACAAUCCAAAAGAACUGCAAGAACUUCUCAAGAACAUUAGUGGUAGUGUCACUCUGAAAAUUCUUCCUAGCUACAGAGAUAAUAUUAUUCCUCAGCAGGUAUUUGUGAAGUGUCAUUUUGAUUAUAAUCCAUAUAAUGACAAUCUGAUUCCAUGUAAAGAAGCAGGACUGAAGUUUUCCAAGGGAGAAAUUCUUCAGAUUGUAAAUCGAGAAGAUCCAAAUUGGUGGCAGGCCAGUCAUGUCAAAGAAGGGGGAAGUGCUGGACUUAUUCCUAGUCAAUUCCUGGAAGAAAAAAGGAAAGCAUUUGUUAGGCGGGACUGGGACAAUUCAGGUCCAUUUUGUGGAACAUUAAGCAGUAAAAAGAAGAAAAAGAUGAUGUAUCUCACAACUAGGAAUGCAGAAUUUGAUCGUCAUGAAAUUCAAAUAUAUGAGGAAGUAGCCAAAAUGCCUCCAUUUCAGAGAAAAACACUAGUCUUAAUAGGAGCCCAGGGAGUUGGUCGAAGGAGUUUGAAAAAUAGAUUUAUUGUAUUGAAUCCCUCCAAAUUUGGAACCACAGUGCCAUUUACAUCGCGAAAGCCACGGGAUGAUGAAAAAGAUGGGCAAGCCUACAGAUUUGUGUCACGAGUGGAAAUGGAGGCAGAUAUUAAAGGUGGCAGAUACUUGGAACACGGGGAAUAUGAAGGAAACCUUUAUGGCACCAAAAUAGAUUCUAUCCUUGAAGUGGUUCAGACUGGAAGGACAUGCAUCUUGGAUGUGAAUCCACAGGCACUGAAAAUACUCCGCACUGCAGAGUUUAUGCCCUAUGUAGUUUUUAUUGCUGCUCCAGUGCUAGAGACUCUCCGUGGCAUGCACAAAGCGGUGGUGGAUGCUGGAAUUACAACCAAGCUUCUAACAGACACUGAUUUGAAGAAAACUGUAGACGAGAGUGCACGGAUCCAAAGAGCUUACAGCCACUAUUUUGAUCUGGUCAUUGUGAAUGACAAUUUAGACAAAGCCUUUGAAAAAUUGCAAUCUGCUACCGAGAAACUGAGGACAGAACCACAGUGGGUCCCCAUUAGCUGGGUCUACUGAUGCAAACUAAGAUGGUCGCCAACACUGAACAUUAUACCAAGAUAACAUUGUACAGAAUAGAAGAGAGUUGAAACAGCAGCAUCUGAUAAAUUUUUACUCUGUGUAUAUUCAAAUAGUGGUAUGCUAUUCCAGAUUUUUAUACAAAAUGUUGAAAGGGAAAGUGUACUUAAAUAUGUAAUUUAUUUUAAUUUUUCUAACUUUUUACCAAUAACCUUUCUAUUCAUACCACAUGAAGAAAAUGUGUUAAAGCAUUUUAUAAAUGUUUUCAUUUUACUAUUUUUGCCUUCUAUUCAUCUGCGAAACUUUCCAGUCGUUCGCUUUAAUACAUUUUGGUCUUACAUUUUCACUGUGAUAAGGAAAAAAAAUACUUGAAGAUUUCUUUUGUAAAACUCUUGUUCAAAUCAAGUUGUUCAUCCGGUCAGGUUUUUUUUCUCUUUCAGGAGAAGACACUGCUCCUUACCUUAAUAAACAUCUUGCUCUUCUUGAUGCGAGCUGAAUUUUCAAUACUUGGGAAACAAACCAGCACUGAGCCGUGUAACAGACACAUUUUUUUGCUUAAUAUUUCUAUAAGUUCGGCAGUUGUUUCGUUGUGUUAGGCAGAUGUACUAUAUAGACUUUCUCUAUAUUACCCUUUUACAAAGAAGUAAAGCAAUACCUUGGACUUCCUCUACAAGGCUGGUCUUAGCAGCCUAUACCAACCCAUUAGAACUAGUCCUGCUGUAUAGGAGAACUGUAUCAUGUUCUUCAUUGUGUUUGGGAUCAGGGCAAAAAAGCUCGAGUGACCGCCUUACAAUAUUGAACCUUGCUGUAGGAUAGAUGUUCUCACUUGUGAAAAACCAUUGCUUAAAAGAACAAAGUCUGCUUUUUAUUUUUUGGUACUAUGACCUUGCUCUGUAUUUGUAUAUUGUUGUGUGAUAUAACUAACAGGCUUUUAUUUUUCACUUGGGAAUAUUCGAGUGCUUAUAUGUGUUAUGAAAUGUGAUGUGAUGGGAUUUUGAGCUACUUGUUAUCUUAUGUUUAAACUGCUUUAUUACCAAAUAGCGUGUGAAAACUACAGUUGUUUUUUGGAUGCUGACAAACAUGUUAUUUAUAAAUGAGUUUAUUUUUUUGUUUUCCAACUGUAAUUUUUUACAUAAGAUCAAGAGAAGACUCGUUCUAUUUCUCUUUCUAAGGCAGUAAACCCAGCAGAUAUCUUCUUAUUAUCACUAGUUUCAUCCUGGACAUUUAAACGUUUUUGCUGAUGUAUAUUCCAUUUAAUUAAUAUCAGGGCAGAUGGCCACAAAGACAGGCUGGUUUGGUGACACUCUCUCACUUUAUUCUUGUUUUUUGAACUCACAUUCAUCCUUACUGACAUGCUGGGUGCCUAAAAUUGUGGUCAUUUGCCCACUGCAUUUAUUUCAGCCCAUUUGAAGACGGGCAUUUGGCUUCUGAAUUUCUUUUUCAAUACCAAAGUAUCAUUUUGCAGGGUCCCUUCAAAGGAGCAUUUUUGGGAAAAGGCUGGGGCCGCACCAACAGUUUUUGUUGCUCCUCUUCAAAUGAUCACAUGCAUAAGAAAACAGGGUUUGGAUAGUUGUUAUGAGAAUUAAUGAGACACCAAAAAAAAGUAUUCUAAAUGACAAAAAAAACCCUUUUAGGGAUUUUUUUUUAAAAAGACACAUUUUAUAAAUAUGAUGCAUACGAUUGCGUAUCUUUGUUUUAAUUGCUGUUGGUACUUAAGAGUUUAGCUUUUAACAACAUAAAAUAUUUUUAAUAAACUCAUUAAUUUCUGGUGCAUUAAAAUUAUACUUUAAAUGUUUAAAAAUGUAUAUGGCAGAUUGUUAAAAAAAGCUAUUUUCGUGAGGUCAGCGCCUAGACCCUAGAGCAACUCUACAAGAACACAAAAAUAUUGACAUGAUGGAUUCCAGAGGUACAAUGUUGUGACCACUCUUAUCAGGCAAACGUUUUCUUGUUUAGAUAUUUCCCACUAGAAAAUGACUUUUGUGAAGCAAACUUCACCUUCAGCUGUGGUUCAUGUUGCUGUGCUUACUCAAGUUUCUUACUGGACAACAGAUCCAGCUAGCUUGAUCUGACUGCCUUUGGCCAGCUUGAGAUAGGGGCUCUAGGUAGCUGGGCUUAGAAAUUAUCUCUUGGGUAGAAUUAAAAUGAAGAAAGUAAGCCUCUUUGUAUUUUGUAUUGCUAUGGGGGGAGUUACAUCAGUGUUUACAUCAGUGUGCCACUAAACCAUGCAGAAUAUGACAUUUUGAAAAUAAAGAUGUUUGGGUAUUCUUUCCUUUGACAUGAAAGAAAAAAGAACAUUAGCCAGAAUUAUGGUCCUCUCACUCAGGGCAUGACCAUGACAACACGUUAAAUACAAAAAAGGAGGAGCAGUAAGGCUUAGGCACCAGGCAGUAACAGAAGGGUUAUUUUAAAGGUGUCCUUUAGGACUGGAGUGAAGCAAAUGUGAGAAGCAGAGGGACAGCUUUUCUGUGAAUGGUUUCCAACUAGUUACAGUUUAGCAACUUGGUUUGCUUAAUCAAGGUCUUCCACAAACUUGGGUUGUUUGCAGGUGUAUAUAAGUAACCUAUGCAAACUUGUAAUGGCUUGGAUACAGCUGGAAGCCCAACUGAAAUUAAUUUGGAUCUUUAUAGGGGGAAAGAUUGCUGAAUAACUAAUUUUCCUUCCAGCCGUUUACUUGCAAGACUAGCUACCACCUGGACUUUAAAUGUGUAUUUCGCUUGUUUUCAAAGAUCAGCCAUUGAAAAGUUGCCAUUAAUUGAAAGGUGGACAAAUUGCAUCACCUUUGUUUUUCUGAACUGAUUGCUGGUCUCAGAUCAACUUCUACUUCCUCCCAGGCAAACUGUUGGCUAGAAGGCUAACAAUGCACUCCUAUCCAGAGUUGCUCCAGUCUAAGCCUAUUCAUUUCCAUGGGUUUUGACUGGAGUUACUGUGUAGGAUUGACUUAAAACCUGGUACUUUGGUGGUUCUUCCAUGAACAGAUAAUAUAUGCAUUGCUAGUAUUAUAUUAGUACAUGCAAAUAGUAGCAAGAUGCUACUUAAUGUUUCCGCCAAGUAGAGCUGUUGCUUAACAAGUGCACAGCUGCCUGUCCUGAUAUUAAUGUACCGGAGCAGCUAUUGGUGGAUGCAGAUAUAAUGAAAAAUAGUGGCUGUUCUCUUGACUGGGCCCAGUCUAAAGUCUUAGGGGCCAAUAGAAAUCAGAAAUAUUUGUGCAUGCAGUGGGCAGGAUUGGUGUUGAAUGAAACAAAUGGGAGUGGAAAGCCAAAGUUUAUAUAUAUUUUAACAUGUACAAUUAAAGGAAAAUAAAAAUUUAUGCAUGUUGCCAGGGAAUAAAAUCGGGUGUUCCAGAAAUCAUAGCUGGAUCAUGAUUCUCUCUUCUCGUCUUCAGUAGAAAGUUGCACCCAGCUUUAGGCUUUUAUGUAAACUAUGCAGUUCAUCAAGUGAUGCUGAGUUUGUGAUCCUAUAUAGCUUUGCUUGAGAAUGCUGGGAUUGACCUUCAACUUUUUGGCUGAAAUAUUGACAUUAAAAUUCUAACAGCUGUAAACUGAAUGGAUGGAGGACACGGCUACUCAAAUCAAAUUUUAGUUUUAAAUGUUUUUUUCUGCACAUUCAGUUAUUGGAUGCUUUUUUCAAGGACAGAGCUGCAAUUGUUUUGGGUUAUGCAAGUACAGUUUCAAAAUAAGGUAAAAGUGGCCUUAUGGUCAGAAAGCGUAAUAUAAAGCGUACCAUGGUGAAAGUAGCAAACACAACUGGACCCAGGCGUAGACAAUUGAGAGGCAGAGCUUGUCCUACAGCAGUUUCCUGUCUUGUGUUUUAGAGCACAACAUCCUGUCACAAUGGCUCUGCCAAUGACUGUGGACUUGAAAUCUAAGUGUUCAUAAAUGUUUUGCUAAAAAAUACUGUAUUCCUUGUGCUUGUAACUAUAGCAAAGGGUACAAAAAUAUUCAAGAGCAGGUUGAUAUUUUAGAGCAGGGGUGUUAAACAUGGGCCUGGGGGCUGGAACCGGCCCCUUGAGAGGGCUUAUCAGGCCCGCAAGCCAGCUGAGGCAAAGCUUCCCCCCACCCUUCCCAGUCAGAUCCUGGCCCUGAUAAGCCCUCAGUCACCCCUUCUUCAGUGCUAAUCAGGGCUGGAGAGCCAGCUGUAGGCUCACCAGCUAAGGGAGCCACCCCCCCCCCCCCCCCGGGGCCUGACCCAGUCAACUCACAUGUAUGUUACUGGCCCUCAUAACAAAUGAGUUCCACACCCCCUGCUUUUGAGCUUGCUGAAUCUCUACUUGUGGUAGAUUUUAUACAGGCAAGUUUCUAGUCCUUAAGCCUCCUUAGAAGACCUGUUUGGGGAAAUCCCAGACAAGGGUAAGCUGCUAAGAUGAAUAUUUUUACUUGUUUUCCUUAAACUAAUCGAAGCAGAAUAAAUCAUGCAAAAUCAAUGCAUGUGUCAGCAUGUCUAUUUCAUAUCCUUUGCCAUUUGUGCAGGAUGGAAAAAAGAUGCAAUUUUCCCUCUUGUUAGCAAGGCCAAGAAGAGUGAUGUGUUCCCCCUCUUUCUUGUCCACUGCAUAUGCAGGGGAGAGGGCCUGCUCCAGUUCUUGAAGUGGAGAUGUGCAGAAAAUUGAUUGCCAUGCCUUUGUGGGGCACCCAGUUAAUGAUUGUACUGGACUUCUAGUCAGAAAACCAUUAAAGAUGAACCACAACGGAAACGCUUGAAAGUAAAUUAGCUUUUUGCAGAAGCCUAACUGGUGAUUUGGGGGGAAGGGGCGGCAUUUGUUUUUGAGGAAUGGUGCUCUGCGGUUUGCAGAGAGCAACAGUUCACAUUUCUAUCAACUAAAAAUGUCACGUGACUACUUAAUGCCCCAUAUACCGCCCCACUAAACGCACAUAAUAAUACAGCUGUUAAUGCAAACUAUUAUUACAAAGUUAACUUUUAAAAUUACCCAAGUACCUUUGAGUAUGUAGGAUUGUUUCUAGCCACCAUGUUUGAACCUUAGCCAGCUCUCAUGUACCUGAAGGACGAGGUUCAGCAAGUCAGGCAAGGCGGGGUGAGGAGGCCAGGUGGGGGUGGGGCAGCUGACUGUGGAGAAUGAGAGAGUAAAAUCAUGCCACUUGCUCUUUCCAAGUGGCUGCCAUAUGGUGGUAGUUUUACUCUCUCUUCUAUACAGGCAGCUUAUUGCUUUCCUGAUGGCCAUCCUGGUGCCUGGAUGAGAAUGCAGAGGUGGGGAUUGUUGCAAAUGAUGAGCUUUUUAUCCUUGGGAUGCGAUCUAAAUAACAGCAGCCUGCAGCUUACCUAUCUUCUUCUAGCCUCUCUGGCUGCAGCUGUUAGGUGGGAACCACUUGCAGACCACAAGCCCUACCAGGCAAUGGCCCGGCCCCUUUUCCUGGAACAUGGCAAAACUGCACAUUGGGAAGUGGUGCUCAGAAGAGACAUUCCCCAGUCACUGAGUGAAUAUCACUGCUUUGGCACCAGACAUGCUUUGCAUCUACUGGGGUGGGGGACGCAAAACCUAUUUUGUUGGAGGAGAAAAGUGCAUUUGAUAACUGCUUCAAUUGCCUGUAAGCAAUCUCGGAAGCAGCAAGAGAGGAAAGUGAGUGUCCCUUAAAUUCUUCCAGAAGCUAUAUCCAAAGAAGGGGAUGGGAAAUUGAAGUGUCAUUUUUGUCCCUUGACGUGUCACUACCUAGUGCUUUCCCCCACCUGGUGCAAAGCCUUUUGCUCAAAAGGCUCUUAUUCUAAUGUGACUGUAGCUGCUAUAGUAAUAGAAAGGCAAUGUAAGCAGGCGUGCCUAACUCUUUUUUCACAGGAAGAAAUUUAUUUCCCAAAGGUUAAUUAACUAGUAUCUAUAUAGGAAACAAGGAAGCCGUAAUCUAGCAGAAAGCGCUAACGAUUCAUUUUUGACCAUUUGUGUAAAUCUGGAUUAAUUAUGUAUUUAUUUAAAAGUACUUUGCCUGAUAUGGUUUUACUUGGCAGAACAUGUGAAUAGCUCAUAGUGUCCUCAGUAAUAGGCAAAUUGCUUGUUUCCUGGAGGUGUCUGCUCAAGAGAUAAUGAAAUAUUCUGCAUUGAAUAGGUGUGGGUAUGUUUUGUUAAAUUUUUGCAACAAUGGUUGUGACUAGUUUGCAAAGAAAUAGUGUUUUUAGCAAGGCUAUCAGUUGGCAUAAGGCCAGCCUUCAAAUCUUUCAUGGAUAAAAUUUGACAAUCUACAUACAAGCAGAAAACUUAGGGUACCAACCAACUGGGAAAACACACCUUUGUACUUUGUAUUCAAAAUGAAACAUAGCAUGUUAAGUAGAUCCUUUUGGGGGGCAUUUUUAUCAAUUAAAUCUUGAAUUCUGUCAAGGUUAUGCAGUUCACAAUUUGCUUAAACAAUAUUGCUUUUAAACAUGUCAUCUACGUGUUUUGGGUUCUAAAUGAGCAUUGUUUGUGCAACAGAGGUUAAAUAUUGCAUUUGAUCAGACUUUUUGGGUUUCUUGAAUGAAAUAUCAGUAAAAUGUUUGUGUGCCACAUUCACUCUAUUGUAAUUUGACGAAGGUCCAUGAAAAAUAUAGUAACCCAAGAACAAUAUUGGUGGGGAGGGGGAGGGGUAAACCAACUGCCAGUCAGCUAUAACUUCUAGUUUAACUUUUGAAACUUCUGCCAUGUCAUUCUGUAUAAUUGUUGAAAUGUAUAAAUCCGUGAAAUCCUGUAAACUCUGAAAGUAUUUUUGUAUAUAUUAAAUAAAUAAUAAUAAUAUUGGGGGUAA
Sphaerodactylus townsendi is the source of this 8618-nucleotide messenger RNA. It is a transcript of the gene PALS2, whose product is annotated as protein associated with LIN7 2, MAGUK p55 family member. Gene Ontology annotation, molecular function: protein binding. The record is from RefSeq and is a predicted model, not a curated record. Lineage: Eukaryota; Metazoa; Chordata; Lepidosauria; Squamata; Sphaerodactylidae. Gene Ontology annotation, cellular component: cell-cell junction; plasma membrane. The transcript is spliced from 12 exons. Bases 277 to 1899 code for a protein of 540 amino acids.